Adineta steineri is the source of this 1071-nucleotide messenger RNA. The record is from the annotation of a GenBank genome assembly. Lineage: Eukaryota; Metazoa; Rotifera; Eurotatoria; Adinetida; Adinetidae.
AUGGCAUCGAAUACGUUGAAAAAACGUUGUUCUAAAUGUAAUAAAAAUAUGAGUAUUCUUACAUGUGAUGGAUGUGAACGAUCAUUUUGUACAAAACACAUAGCUGAUCAUCGACAAGAACUUUCGAUUGAAAUGGAUAGUAUCGGUCAAGAAUAUGAUCUUCUCCGACGUGAUUUAAUUCGUGAUGAUAAUGAUUCCCAUCUUCUUUUUGAUCGUAUUAAUAUUUGGGAACGUGAAUCAAUAAUAAAAAUUCAACAAAUAGCUCAACAAGCUCGGCAUGAUCUUCGACAAUGUUUAGAUGAAAAUAAAAGUCAAAUAACAAAUAAUUGUAAUAAAUUAGCCGAUGAAUUACAAUCAAAUCGAGAAUCAGGAGAUUAUACUGAAAUUGAUUUUGAUUUGUGGAAUAAACAAUUACGUGAACUUCGAAAAAUGUUAGAAAAACCACCAAUUAUUGAUAUUCUAGAAGAUAAUACUCUAUCAAGACCUAUUUAUAUGAUUAAAAUAAAACAAAAAAUUGAUCAACAAUCUACUACACAAAUGUCUAAUUGUAAUACAAUUUCGAAUCAAUUCUCAGAAUUACCCAUAAUUCAAAAUUUUAAUACAUUUAUUGGUGAUGCUAUAUUUACAGAUAAUCAUCAUGUUGCAAAACAUUCAGGUGAUUCUCAACGUAGUACAAUGGUUUAUUUAACUAAAUUUUAUUUAUCUGGAAUACACCGAAUUCGUUUUCGUAUAGAACAGAAACUAAAUAAAUAUCUUUUCUUUGGUAUUGUUAAUUCUUUAGAAGAAAUGAAUAGAGAUAUUUUUAACUCCCCAUCACUUUAUGGUUGGAUGUCACCUAUUUCUCGUGUUGUUAAAAGUCAAAAAGUUGUUAUCAAUCCUGUUAAUACAAUAUUUAAUGAAGGUGAUGAAAUAUCAUUAACAUUAAAUUGUAAUAUACAACAAAUUUUACUAGAACAUCAUCGGACUGAUAUUAUCGAUCGUCUUCCUAUCGAUAUACGAGUAUGUCCAUUACCAUGGAGAGUUGUUAUUGCAUUUUUUAGCUCAAACGAUAGUGUACGUAUUAUUUAUUAA